This is a messenger RNA of Alligator sinensis (Chinese alligator), 3510 nucleotides long. RefSeq names its product archaelysin family metallopeptidase 1 (gene AMZ1). The transcript has 6 exons. Gene Ontology annotation, molecular function: metallopeptidase activity. Bases 30 to 1541 code for a protein of 503 amino acids. The record is from RefSeq and is a predicted model, not a curated record. Gene Ontology annotation, biological process: proteolysis. Lineage: Eukaryota; Metazoa; Chordata; Crocodylia; Alligatoridae.
CAGUAUCACAGUCCCUGGGCCCAUCUGCAAUGCUGCAGUGCAGACAUGCUCAGGAGUUCAGCUUUGGGCCCCGUGCUUUGAAGGAUGCCCUCAUCUCGACCAACCCUGCCCUGCAGGAGCUCUACACCAAAGCUUUCUCCAGUGCAGAGAAGCUGUUCCUCUCUGAAGCCUACAACCCCCAGAGGACGAUCUUCUGCACCCUGCUUAUCCGGACAGCCUUCGACUGGAUCCUCAGCCGCCCAGAUGCCCCCGAGGACUUUGAAACCUUCUAUCACUCUAUGCUGAGGAGGAAGCAGAGUUUCUAUCGAAAGCACAUCUACCUGCAGCCUAUCGAUCUCACUGAAGGGUCUUCUGGGAUCUCACUGCUGGAUUCCCUUAGGAGCUGUGUUGAGUCUUUCUUCCUGGGCCUUCGGGUAAAGUGCCUUCCCUCCAUUCCCAUCUCGUCCAUUCGCUGCUGCUUCCGACAAAACCAGGACUCAGACAGGGUGCAGCUUCACACAGAUGGGAUCCUGAACUUCCUAAAGAACAACAAGCCCAUGGAUGCUCUCUGUGUCCUUGGACUCACACUCGUGGACCUGUACCCCUGUGAGACCUGGAGUUUCACUUUCAGCAAAUUUCUGCCAGAACAAGAAGUGGGAGUCUGCAGCUUUGCCAGAUUUUCUGGCGAUUUUCCUCAGGCAGGCUGUAGCGCCUUAAAUCCAGCCCUGCGGAGGGGAAAGUUGUGCGAGGUCACAGAGAAGACUGGAGACCGGACAUUGCUGUUCAGCAUGCUGGAGAUGGUCCAGUGUUGCAAGGUCAUGUGCCAUGAGAUCUGCCACCUGAUUGGCCUGGGGAACUGCAGGUGGCUGCAGUGCGUCAUGCAAGGCGCGCUGAGUUUGGACGAAGCACUUCUACGGCCCCUGGAGCCUUGUCCCAUCUGCCUUAGGAAACUGCAGUAUGUCGUGGGCUUCAAGCUCGUCGAGCGCUACCGGAAACUGUAUGCUUGGACACAAACUGUACUGUCAGCCUGGGCCACUCAGGAGCCAACAGACCUGUCAGCCGCUGAGGACCUCCUACCAUUCAGCUCGGACUCAGGGAUGUGCUGCGAGAAUGACUCCGAAGCGGUCACUUCCCUGUCCGAGCCCCUAACCCCGGACACAUGCAGCCAGGCCCUCUCCAUUGGGCAGGAGCUGGAGCACGAUGAGCAGUCGUGUUCUCUGGCCGACACGCACAGCGAGCAGGAGCUGGACGGCACCACCAAGACCACAGACAUCAUCAAGGAAUACGAGCUGUGGCUGGAAAUGUGCAUUGCUGCCUUGGAGAGGAAUGUUUCUGAGGAGGAACUGGCCCAGGUGGACCAAGCUGUGGAUGCCCUUGCCAGGUGGGAAAUGUUUACAGGGCAACUUCCCACCAUGAAGAAGGACUUGCCCUUCACCAGGGACAGCGUAGGGUUAAGGAAAGUCCUUGGAGACAAGUUCUCGUCCUUGCGGAGGAAGUUGAGCUCCAGAAGACUGCCGAAGGGGGAAUCCUCUCCUCAUCGCUGGAGAUGGGAGGAAAAUUAGCUGGGGCCUGACUUUUAUGUGCCCAUCUCUGUCCUUCUGGCAGGGAAAGAGGCAGCCUGACUCCUCAGUUGCCUUUGAUUUAAGUUUUGUUCUGUUAUUACCCCGCAUCAGAUCUUUCCCACCAGAAGUUACAUCUCACCAGAAUGAAGUGUUUCUUUUUCCCCCCAACGUGGAGUUCAGUCAGUCUAUCUCCAUCUCUAAGAGCUUGUCUGUAUGAGAGAGUAGCACUGGCUUAAUGUAAAGUGUCAAUCCAAACCUAUGACAGGUCCCAUGUGGACGCUCCUACUUCAGUCUGGCUUAAGGUGGCUUGGAACAGGUUUAAGUUAAAACCAGCUUAAAAUACAUUUGUGUAAAGGUUUACAGCAGUUGAGGGGAAAAAAAGGAGCAAGUUAAGCCAAUGCAAAACUCCAAUGUAAGGAAAGCACCAAUCUACUUACUAAAAGCUUAAGCCAUACAAACAUGGCCAUGAUUUUUCAUCUCAUGUAAUGCCAAGUGUCCAUUUCCAGCCAGAUCUCUGAUCCAGAGGUUGUAGGAGCAGAGCUGAGGCUUUCUAACCACAGAUCCAUAGAGUCCAGGUAGACAGCAGCAAGCAAGGUCUGGGAAGUCAGAUGGUAAUGGGCACUGGGUACAGCAAUAAGUAAAAACCACCACUGAUUAUCCAUCACAAACAAUGGCUUUAUGUUGGCUGCCACACAGGGGAUCUCUAGGAGCCAGUACAGCCAAGAUUGUAGCCAUGAGCUGUAACAACUCUUAUCCUCUGAGCAUUGGCACAGAGAGGAAUUCCUAACACAGUCACUGGUUACAUUUGCUUGCAGGGACUUUGCUUCCAGCAGCUGACACAUCAGCUUCUUCCCCUCUGGCCAAGGUCUCCAAGUCCGGUCUGAGUGCAUUUACUGAUAGGAAAACACUGCAGAACCUGCCUUUCAGUUGAUAGCAACUCUCCAGCUAUUUAUAGCUGGCUGCUCAUGAGGCUGACAGUUUUUCAAGCCUCGUAAUAGCAGGGGCUGGCCCUCUCCAUCAUGGUUUCCUUCUGAAUUCUGGCACUGAUAAUGCAGUCAUCAACUUACUCUUGGUGGCCAGACUUAGUAAUUUUAGAUCCAAAACAUCUAUUUAGUUUCCCGCUGCCCAAGACAAGCAAGCAGGUCAAACUGAGUCGCGAGACUCCCCCCCCUUCCCCCAGCUGAAAUGUUGGGCUUUAAUAAGGGCACCAAAAUACAGGCCCCAGCAUUCUCCAUGCAGCUGAAAAUGGCAAAAACCAAGGAUUGCACUUUGUGGAAGAGGGCAGUGAGACAGCUUGCUCAUGCAGGUGACUGGAGAAGCCGGGGUGGCUUUUCCAAGAGAAGCUUGAUCAAGGGCAGAUGUCUAACGAACAAAUUAAAGCCAGCACGGUUCAUAGAAAGAGGAAAAGGGGGCCGACUUCUACAAGACUAAUGAUGUCAAUGACUGGAAACGUUCCCGCCCUCUCCCCUCCCACAGCCCCUACAUCUGGAAUCCAUGUUAGGGGAAAGCAGCUGCUGCCGCCCCCUGCCGGCUCUGUAAACCCAAAUCGCUGGUUCACAAUUGCUUUUCAUCUCUCAGCUUUUUCAGACCUACUGAAGCUUUUGAACAAAUCCUACAUGGACGAUAAACCCAGUUGCUGUCCACAUCCUGUUCUCACCCUUUUAAAAACACUGUUACUAUUUUAAACAGGAGCCGACUCAUUUUCCAGCCUGUUCAUUCUUGCUUGCUCCUACAGUGAAGUCAUAGGGCUAAAUGUAAGGCAGUUCCCAGAAAGAUCAUGAACUCGAGAUGAUGGCAUUGCUGUAGAACCAAAAAGGAAGAGGGAGGUGGCAGCCCUCAGCUGUGAUUAAAUUGCAGAGGGAACACAGGAGAGGGGUGGCUAGCUAAAGCAGAGAUGUGCUUUUAAACAUCUGAUUGACAUGGAAGUCUCCCUUGUAGGAAAUGACAGAGGAAAUGCAGGGCUAUUCCC